Alternaria incomplexa is the source of this 4746-nucleotide messenger RNA. RefSeq lists its product as uncharacterized. NCBI's taxonomy places the organism in Eukaryota, Fungi, Ascomycota, Dothideomycetes, Pleosporales, Pleosporaceae. Bases 1 to 4746 code for a protein of 1581 amino acids. The record is from RefSeq and is a predicted model, not a curated record. Gene Ontology annotation, biological process: regulation of ARF protein signal transduction. Gene Ontology annotation, molecular function: guanyl-nucleotide exchange factor activity. The transcript is spliced from 3 exons.
AUGGCCGAUUACUCACAGCAUGAGGGCCGUCCCUCCACGCCCACCGGCUCCUCGAGGACCUUCCGACCGAACGGGUCUAUGCGAGCCCUCAACACCAACCCGCCCAAGCAGGAGACCUUCUUCGACGAUGCCACCCCCGUAGACCGCUACAACGACUCCUCCAAGCACGAUCCGCUCCGGGACUCGCACGACCUUUCCUUCGCCGAGGGGGGUAACGUGAGGGACUCUGUCGUCGACAACAUGCUGCUCUCGCUCGACCAAUUCUCCACGGGCAACCUGUUCGGCGGCAGCUCAGGGCCCCAGUACAACAACUACGCCGAAGACGACUUCUUCCUCAGGGACAACUCGUACCGACCGCCCGGCGCCCGCCAUCGCGGCCACACCUACGCCUCGUCACGCUCCUCCGACUAUGACCUCAAUCCCGACGAGCACUCUCGAUACACAGUACACCACUCGCGCGCACGGCGAAGUAACAGCAGCAAUAACAUCGGCUCGCCAAUUCACAGGAAGGGAAGCACGCGGGACAUGUACACGGGCCGCCAAGGCACCGGCCAGUAUGGCCAGCUCCCACAGGCGGGCCAUUUGAGAGGCGGCAACAAGAAGGGCAGCAUGGGCAGCGGCUCCUCGAGCAUGGACUUUGGCCAGUCUGGCAUUUUGGGCAACCAGCGUCUUGGUUUUGGGAAGCGCUCGGCGAGUUUCGACCAUAGCAAUGCAAGCGACCGGGGUAGAGUCUCACCUCUCAGAGUUGAAUCUGUCUUGGACCGUGGCAGGGUUGCCUAUCAAAACUAUCCCGAUGAAUACGAUGCCGCUCCCGAGCCCACCAUCCCGGCUGGCCCUCGAAGGGUCCAGGAACCACCGCAAUCUCCCCUCGCUCUACCUCCCCAACCAGCCUUCGCCGCGCCACAAGGACCGAGGCCUGGCCGGAGAGGUAGUGUGCGUUCCAACACAAGCUACAGAACGCUGCGCAAAAACAAGAGCCAGCCAGGACCCAGCAUGAGAGCCCAGGCCCAGGAGUUUGUCAACGCCAGCACCUUGCGGGAGUUGCCUCCUGUGCCGUCAUGGCAUGACCCAUCCGCUCCCUCACCCUCUGUGGCCGCGCGAAGUCCCCUGUUCCCUGUGCAAACCCCAGCAGCGCCCAAGCCUGGCUUCUUCCGACGUGUCUUUGGCGGAGGCUCUUCCAAAGCUUCAUCACCACUCCCAACCCCCACAGGCCUACCGACGUUGUCGCAAGAAGCUUCAACACCCGUCUCCACCAAGCCACAGACGGCCGAUGUCAACUCCAUGUACUCUGCCGCACGACCCCGCACUACCCCGAACAACAGCAGUCACAUUGCUACGCAAAUAAAAUCGUUGCCAAAAGCCCCUCAAACCGCCAAUUCUUCGCAUGGAGAUGGCCAGGCAUUGCAGCCCCCCACGUUGGGCAAGAAGCCAUCAUCAUUCUUCCGCCGUCGGAAGAAGUCGAUAUCCGAAAACACAAAACCUCCAGUUGCCGCUCUCGAGAUCCCUCAACCAAACAGACCAGUCCUUCCGCCACAGCCCAGCCCCGGAGUUAGUAGUCUGCGCCAAGUGAUGAACCCUUAUUUGAACGAUGCAGGGCGCGCCGUUGAGAGACCCGUCGACGCGCGAGAUGAGCAGUCGGGCGACGCUUCCACGAAUGGAUUCUCACCAAACUAUAAACCACACAAGGAUGCAACAGUCCGCACGAUCAAGCCGACUUCGCGUGGGGAUGACCAGACACCGCCUGCUUCACGAGGAGGGAAACUGAAGGUUUCUGAGACGAACAACACAGGCAGUCCGAAGUUGAAGUUGAAAUUGAAGCACGCAAAAUCUGCUGCCCAAAAUCAGCAAGAAGACACUUUCCUUGCGGACAGUAGCGGCAAUGAGGACCGCAGUGGUCGUGCAACACCAACGGGAGAAUACAGUGGUACCGAAGAAGCACGGAGGCCAAGCACAGGACCCACUCCCUCAUCACUCAGACAAUCUGAUGGAAAAAGCAACCGCAAGCCAUCUGGCGAUCACCGGGCUGAGCUUCUGUCACCUCUCAACAACUCAACCUCUAGGAGCGGGUCAGUGUCACAAUCUGCUUCCGAGGUCGAAGACGAAGGUUGGGUCAUCACCGAAUCAACCGACAAGGUACAUCUUACCAACGGCAAGAGCCCGGCGGCGAAGCGUGUGUGGCUCGACACCACUCUGCCAGACACGCUUGGCGACACUUCUGACGAUCUCAAGCUACCCUUGGAAGGCGCGCGAUCGUCCCAGCAGUCACUCGACAAGGUUUCGCCAGACGCCAACACUCCAACCUCACCUAAUGACGUUUUCCACUCUGCUACGAGCCUGCCUAUCGUGCAAGUUGAAAGCCGCGAAUCUGACACCAUGCCUGCCAUUGUCGAGGACCGAUCGAUGCACAGCGAGCCUACUGAUGCUGAGCGCGAACGCGCAUUCCAGAUCUACAGCGGUGAUGAUUCUUCCAGUUUGAAGGCUCAAGCAGCCGCCCUGCUGGGCGAUGUCACUUUGUCCAGCACACGCAUGCGGAAGGCCUUCAUGGACCUCUUUGACUGGACAGGCAUGAAUAUCCUCGCCGCCAUGCGUGACCUUUGUGGCAAGAUCAUUCUCAAGGCCGAGACGCAGCAGGUUGAUCGCAUUCUCAUGAGUCUUUCAGAGCGUUGGUGUGAAUGUAACAGCAGCCAUGGCUUCAAGGCAGUCGAUGUUGUGCAUACGAUUUGCUAUUCCAUCCUGCUCCUCAACACCGAUCUCCACUUGGCCGACAUUGAGUCGAGAAUGACACGUAGUCAGUUCGUCCGCAAUACACUCCCGACCGUCACCCGCGUAUGUCAAGAUUCGGUCAAGGCUGCAGGAGAGGAGACACUGAAGCCGCAGCACGCCCACUUCCGAAGACCCUCUCUCCCGUGGAACGAUAAAUCAGAACCCAACUCCCCAGGCGCCGAAGCCACCACAUUUCCAGCGGACGAGGAAGAGCCUGUGGAGGCUAGGAAAACCCGCAGUCGUCUCUCGAUUCGCCCUCCUGCUAGGAGUGGCUCAGAGGGUCUGCUCUCCUUUGACUCUGCAGUGUCAGAGUCAAACACCCUCGUCAACUCACCAUACAAUGGCCCCAUGCGGGGAUGGGAGUUCCAGAUCGAAACUGUGCUCAAAGAGUUCUACGAUUCUAUCCGCAAGCAACGCUUGCCUCUCCACGGAUCUUCUGAGCCUGUUGUCCAUCACCAGCCUUCAUCUAACAAUCUCUCCGUUAGCAACAUGCUACGACGCACUCCCAGUGUGCUAAGCAAAGCACCUUCGGACAAUACCAGCUACCGUGGUCGGUCACAGAACGACUUCCGAAACGUGGGCAGUCGUUGGGCCUCUAAGAACCGCUCAAAGCAAAGAUUGUACCCUUCGUCUACUGUAGCAUCAAGUCGUACUAGCCUGGACGACGGAUCAGUGUGGAGCCCUGCUGGAUCCAGCUCUUGGAGUCGCUACUCUUACGGCAAGACGGGCACAUCAAUGUCGGUCGACUCUCUUGGCUCGCACUUUGCGACUGGCGACUAUCAACAGGCCAUCGGCUUUGCCAAUGCUCUCAGUCAAGCUAUCAUUCGCGAGGAAGGUAUGACUAUUGCCAGCGACGAAGAGUUCUCCCGCGUCGCCCCCCUGUUGGAAGACGAGACGCUCGAGCUUGUUGGAGCACCCUGGGCCAAGGAAGGUAUUCUCAAGCACAAACGACACCUUGAUUCGGUGGAUAGGAAAGCAAAGGAUCGAGCCUGGAAUGAGUGCUUCGCUGUUGUUGAGAAGGGCUGCAUGCGUCUGUUCUCUUUCAGCAUGAACUCCAAGUCGGUUCGGCAGAAGAGCAAACUGCGGCCGUCUGUGGGCGGUGUUGUAGGGGGCGGCAACUGGAUGGACAAUGCGGAAGCCCUGGACAGUUUCCCACUUCGACAGACAAUCGCAAGUGCUCUACCUCCCCCAGGAUACUCGAAGACAAGGCCUCACGUUUUCGCGCUGUCGCUGCCUACAGGUGCUGUCCAUCUCUUCCAGGUCGGUACACCAGACAUUUGCCGAGAGUUCGUGUGCACCGUCAACUACUGGUCCGCUCGUCUCUCAAAAGAGCCUUUAAUGGGUGGAGUCAGCAGCAUGGAGUAUGGUUGGGGCGAGAACGUCAUCAACCCAGCUCUGAUUCGACAAGACAGCGCACCAUCUGUACAAGGCCACAUGCCCCGUCCCAGUGUCACAAGCUCCCUUCGUAGUUCGAUGGACCAUGCCACCGGCACGCCCAAGGCCAGACUUCCCGGUGACAAGGUGACCCUAUCUGACUGGAGCCCACCGGCGUCUAGCAUGAUGGCUAGUACCCUGAUGGAAGUGGACCAGCUCAGGGCCCUUACCGACUAUGUUAAGAACAUUGAGAACGAGCUCUCGCACCACAAUGAACUGAGAGCGCCGUUACUCAUUGCCUUCUCCCCUCGCCACCCUAAUGCACAGAAGGCCAUGGCCAACUGGGAGCGCAAGUCGCAAUACCUCCUUCGUGAGAUUGUCAAGUUCCGCACCUAUAUCGACACUCUGGCAACUGCGCAAGCGCAGAAGCAAAAGAUCUACGCCGAGCGCGAAGCUCGUGAACAACAAGAGCUCGAGGAGGCAGAGAAGGAAGCAGAAGCCAGUGCGAAGAACACUGAAGAUGAUGGUGCGAUCCAAGCUUCCGAGCCUGCUCCAUCCAAGACCAUCCCGAACCCUGCUCUACCAGCAGCUUUCCUUUUACAUCCAUGA